Molecule: messenger RNA, 360 nt
Organism: Paramuricea clavata
Lineage: Eukaryota; Metazoa; Cnidaria; Anthozoa; Malacalcyonacea; Plexauridae
Source: the annotation of a GenBank genome assembly
AUGGGUAAGAAACAAAAAGGUGGUAACUUCAGGGGUAAAAGACAUCAACGUGCUAAAAAACAAGAUGGUUUUUUUUUACCCUUUUCCUUUUUAGGUCAACUCUUAGGUAGUGGGGGUAGAAGAAGACGUGCGCCACCGCGACGGCGCAGACCCCCACAGUAUUACAGACCACCCCAAUACAGAGCACCACCCCCACAGGGUCGCAUACAAAAACGAUAUCGGCAACGAGGUGGGUUUCUAACAGAUUCUAUAAACACGGGUAUACUAGAUCAUUAUGGUAAACAUAAACACCCAACUGAAUCUAAGAAAAACCAAAAAGGUGGCUACAUGCAUAAAAGAGUCAAAAACGCCUUCUGGUAA